UCUAAAAAGAGGUUUUUGUUACUCUAAUUUUGCUCACGACAUAUGGAUCCAGAGGCCGGCAAUACGCAAUCUUCUAGUUGUUCAAGUGGCAAUGUUCGUUUGAAGACUGAUCCUGCUUGGGACCAUUUCAAUGUGUCUAAUAAUGCACAAGGAAAAAAGAUUUUCUCAUGCCUUUAUUGUGGCUCAAAAUAUCAAGGUGGUGGAAUUAAUAGAAUGAAGUAUCACCUAGCUUGCAUUCGGGGAAAUAUUGCGGCUUGUAAAAAAGUUCCGGAUGAUGUUCGCAAGCAAAUGGCGGGGUUUCUUACUUCAUCAAAACAAAAUGAGAAAGAUUCAUUUGAUGAUGCAUAUGAAGAAGUUGAAGAAGAUGAUGUUCAAGAAUUUAGUUCUCUAAUGAAGUCACAACAAAAGACAACAACAAUAGAAAAAUCUUUGGGAAAGCGGAAGGCCAAGGAUUCCAUUGAAAAAUUUAUGGUUCCAAGGACAACCCCGGAGUCUCAACCAGGGAAUCAAGAGUGCAUUUGCGAACAAACAAGCAAUUCGGGAAGGCGCAUAUGGCUUUUGCACGGUGGUUUUAUGAUUCAUGCAUUCCAUUUAAUGCAUUGA
Molecule: messenger RNA, 603 nt
Organism: Dioscorea cayenensis subsp. rotundata (Guinea yam)
Lineage: Eukaryota; Viridiplantae; Streptophyta; Magnoliopsida; Dioscoreales; Dioscoreaceae
Exons: 2
Coding region: 43-603 (186 amino acids)
Molecular function (GO): DNA binding
Source: RefSeq, a predicted model, not a curated record